Molecule: messenger RNA, 2232 nt
Organism: Diceros bicornis minor
Lineage: Eukaryota; Metazoa; Chordata; Mammalia; Perissodactyla; Rhinocerotidae
Product: butyrophilin subfamily 1 member A1-like
Molecular function (GO): protein binding
Source: RefSeq, a predicted model, not a curated record
GGGUCACGGUCUCACACCAUCCAGUGGAUGUGUGACUGCGACCUGGGGUCUGACGGGCGCCUCCUCCGUGGAUCAGAUCAACACGCCUACGACGGCGCCGAUUACGUCGCCCUGAACGAGGACCUGCGCUCCUGGACCGCGGGGGACACGAAGGCGCAGAUCACCCGGCGCAAGGGGGAGGCGGCCGGUGUGGCGGAGCAGGAGAGGAACUAUCUGGAGGGCGAGUGCGUGGAGUGCCUCAGAUACCUGGAGAACGGGAAGGAGAUGCUGCAGCGCGCAGAGCUGCCACCUCAGACUACCAUCCCCAUCAUGGUCAUCAUUGAUGAUCUGUCUCUCCUUAAAAUUGUGGCAACUGGGAUAGCUGUGGUGGUUGCAUAUGUGAUCUGGAAGAAGCACUCAGUGAAGAGUGAACAGGAAAAAGAAGAACUUCAGAAAAAAAUUGAAGACCUUCAGAAAAAUCUGGAUAAGUGUCAAGAGGAAAAAGAAGAGCUUCAGAAAGAAAUUGAUAGGAGGAAGUCUCAAUUCAAGUCAGCCUGGAGGAAUGCACCAUUAUAUGCUGAUUGGAGGAAAGAAGAGUUUGAAGCUGUAAGUGUGACCCUGGAUGCAGCCACUGCCCAUCCUGUCCUCCUUCUGUCUGAAAACGGGAGACGAGUAACCUGGCAAGAUAGAUAUCAAGAUCUACCCAGCUCCACACAGAGAUUCACCUCCCUUCCCUGUGUGCUGGGUCAGCUGGACAUCAGCUCUGGGAGAUGCUACUGGGAGGUGGAAGUUGGGAAAACGCCUUCUUGGGACCUGGGAAUUUGUAUGGAUAAUGUAACAAGGAAGGAAAGGGUCACGAUGUCCCCACAGAAUGGUUUCUGGGCCAUCAGGUUCUAUGAAGGGGAGUAUUGGGCCCUCCCAGAAACUCGUCUUACUCUAAGAGAAAAACCCCUUAGUGUGGGGAUAUUCCUGGAUUAUGAGGCUGGAGAUAUAUCUUUCUAUAACAUGACAGAUGGAUACCACAUUUUCACCUUUCCACAGAACACAUUUUAUGGUGUCCUAAAACCACUUUUCAUACUUUGGUCCUCUGACUCAGGUGCCUUGACCAUUGUUCAGGUGGAGGAGAACUGACUGAUGUUGCAAUUUAUAUGCCUAUCCACCUCCCUCUAGCCAAAAAUUGAUUUUUCUUCCUCCUUACCAGUUCAUUCAAGAUGAAGUUCUGGGAUACAGACUGAUGGUUGCCGUUCAUAUCAAUUCUCCCUUCUUACUUAGUUAUAGGUUCCUUCUUAUUUUUACUGUGCCCUAUGGCAGCCUAGUUAAAGAUUAGAUUUCCUAGCUUUCUCUGCUGAAUGUGACUACAUGAUGAGCAGUGCAUUAUAACCUGAAUUAUUCUGUAUGACUCAUGGGAUAUGUCCUUAAAGGUAAAUUGUGUGCCCUUCUUGUUUUCUUUACUUUUUCUGAUGGUUGUAAUGUGUCAUGAUGGGUGGAACUCAAAGAACAUCCCUGACAUUGUAGUAUGACAUGGAUGGCGGUGAAGACAGAAUGAGCAUGGGUUUUUGACAACUUCAUGGAUCUACUCUAUUGCCCAAUUCCUGAAUUCUUCUCUGUGAGAAAUAAACUUUUAUCUUUAAGCAAUUUAUACAUUAGACUUUUGACACUUGUGAUUGAAUCUAAGCAUAACUUGUGCAUUUUCCCCCUAAGGAUGGCAGCAGAUGACAACCGUAGUUGAAUAUGUGGGUGAAACAGGAGGAGUAAAGUCCUGUACUUGCUUGCUUAGCUACUCCUGCACUUCCAGUGUGUCAGUCUCAUCAGGACCUCUUGAUUUCUCCUGAUCUAUCAGUCUCUCCUGACUUCACUUCCUGCCCUUUCCUAUUUAGAUGCCAUCGUUAAUAGUUUUAAGUAUUCUCUUACUAAUAAUUGAAAAUCCCUGGACUCAUUGUCUUCCUUUCACAUCAGCUUGGCAAAACCCCAGAUAUCAAUGGAUCUAAUUACCCAUUUCUCAUACUGGCAGCUUAACACUCUGUACAAAUCCACACGUAUGAGCAAACUGGUUCCUCUGUACCUCUAUAGUCGUCUAUCACAACCUGGAUGCCAGCACUGUCUGGUUAUCUUCCCAUGCAUCUCCAACUACUUACAGGCCUUACGUUUGCACAGUCAAUUUCAUUAAAAAUUAGACUUCCUUUAACAUUCCAAUUCUACUCACACCUGGUUCUCAAUAUAUGAAUGUGUUCACACUUUGAAAAUAAUAAUAAU